Messenger RNA from Perca fluviatilis (European perch), 1366 nucleotides. RefSeq names its product free fatty acid receptor 3. Gene Ontology annotation, molecular function: bioactive lipid receptor activity. Gene Ontology annotation, biological process: positive regulation of insulin secretion; response to fatty acid; G protein-coupled receptor signaling pathway. The transcript has a single exon. Gene Ontology annotation, cellular component: plasma membrane. The record is from RefSeq and is a predicted model, not a curated record. Lineage: Eukaryota; Metazoa; Chordata; Actinopteri; Perciformes; Percidae.
ACUACAGCAGCUCCCUUACCAGCUUGGAAACGAACAUUUCUGCCGCGAAUGGAGAAUCUGUCUUUUAAAAGAUGUGGUUAAUAGAGAGGACACAAGGACAACCGUGCACCUAACUAUUCGUCUAAUAAUCCGUUUGUUUGCUUGUUUUAGUCAAGACUUUCCUGUCCGCUUGUUUGAAGAUUUAUCCUUGUCAUGGUGAAUUGGAGGCAGUACAUCCUCUCAGCAGUGUCCAUGUCCUAAACUGAAGACAUGCAGUUGGCUACCAUGGAUUACAUCGCCCUCUCGGUCUACACCUUCACCUUCCUGCUGGGCCUCCCCGCCAACCUGCUGGUCCUGUUUGUGUAUGUGCGCAAGGCCCGAAAGCGUGGCACCACACCCAACGUGGUCUAUGCCCUCAACCUGUGCCUGGCCAACCUGGCGCUCGUGGCCUGGCUGCCCGUCAAGGCUCUGGAGACGUUGCUUCAGGACUGGAGGCUGCCAGCAUCCAUCUGUCCCAUCUACAGCUUUUUCCUCUUCUCCUCGCUGUACGGCAGCUGCCUGUUCAUCACUGCCGUGACAGUGGGGCGCUACCUAAGCAUCGCAUACCCAAUUAUCUACAAGAUAUACCGACGGGCUCGAAUCUCUUGCUUCAUCAGCGCUGCCUUGUGGGCCGUGGUGCUCCUUCACCUCAGCUUUGCCCUGGUGGCUGAAGGAGGGGGUAACUUUGUCUUUAUUAAGGGGGACACCUUAGCCUGCUAUGACCAAUUCAACACCUCCCAGCUGGCGGUUCUGCUUCCUCUACGCCUGGAAAUGGCCAUCACCUUGUUCCUUCUGCCUCUUAUUGUGACGUCCUUCUGCACCCUGCGUUGCGUCACCCUGGUGUGGCGUUCAAAUUUGCGUCCUGUGGGGAAGAAAAGAGUCCUGACCGUCGCUCUCUCCACUCUGGCUGUGUUUGUGGUGUGCUAUGCGCCCUACAACGCCUCGCACAUUGUGGGGUUUGUGUUGAAGAAAAGUGUUGAUUGGAGGACAUUCGCCAUGCUGACGAGCUCCUGUAAUGUUUUCCUGGAGCCUGUGGUCAUGAUGAUGCUGUCGCCAGCAGUGUCGAGGGGGAUCAUGGGAAGAAUCUGUGGACAGCAAAGCCAACUCAGCCAUACUGAGGGGUGUCGGCAUCAGUGUAACAGCAUUAACGGUGUUGCAACUGUCAGGGCACCACGUACAAUAUCCGGAAGGAGCCAGGCGGGGGCCGAGGUGACGAAAGAGAGUCAGGAGUGAGGUCACAGUGGGUGGAGAUGUCAGAGAUUUGGGUGAAAAUAAUCCUGACAAAUCCAAAAGGAGAAAUGGGAUAAAAAAAAAAAAAAUAAAAAACAUUCAUGGAAAGUCUGAUAGA